Messenger RNA from Olea europaea var. sylvestris, 1427 nucleotides. RefSeq lists its product as uncharacterized. Lineage: Eukaryota; Viridiplantae; Streptophyta; Magnoliopsida; Lamiales; Oleaceae. Bases 290 to 1384 code for a protein of 364 amino acids. The record is from RefSeq and is a predicted model, not a curated record. The transcript has a single exon.
CCUUUUGCGGCCGGUCGCCAUUGAUAUCAAAUAAUCCCACCAUUAAACUCCUCGCAGCCUCCGCGCGCGCUCUCUGUCUCUCUCUUUCUCACACACGCACGCACGCGCUAAAUCUUCAAUUCACACACAUAUAUAGUAUAUAUAAAUCUGUUGACGCAGAAAUUCAUUAAAUCCCACACCUCCAUCCAUUUGAACAAACCGAGAAACUGCAGAAAAUCAAGAACAGAAAACACACUGUGAAAUUUUUAAAUAGAUUGAAUCUGUUUGUGAAUUUGGUUUUAUAUAUGUAAUGCGUCAGAAAAAAUCUGAAGUUCAGAUCGGAACAGAAAGCAGUGGCAUCUCUUCCGAUUUCAACCCUAUCCCACUGCCCCCUUCUUCCCUUACACAAAAACAUCCACAUCUUUUCCAAAAUUUUCACCCAAAUACUCACCAUCCUUCAAAUUCGUCGUCUUACGUGAAUAAUAGUACCCUUCAGAUCCUUAUCAAUGAUGAAAAUCGACUGAAGGGUCAAAAUGAUCGGUUUCCCCUCAAACCCUCACCUUUGAAGAGACCUAAUGUUCAACAAAUUUCAAGUUCGCUUACCAAGACUCCGACUUUGUCAAAUGCCCUUCACAGAUAUGGGUUUUCUGGAAAAAAUCCUCCUUCAAAGUUUAAUCUUCUUUAUACAAGGUCUCAAAACUUCUUGACCCAUUUUCACCACCAUGUUCAUUACCUACGCCGUCGAAUGCGCCUCCACCUCCGCCUCAUACUUCUCCUCAGUCUCCCUUUCUUUUACUUCCUGGUCUCCCACCCUUCCAGCUCAUUUAUUCUUGAUUUCCUCUCUGCCUUUGCCUUCUCUGCUGCGCUCUUGUUUUCCCUCAAUUUGGCCAUUCCAAGACUUCCCACGAUAUGGUUGUACCUUGCCAGGUCGUUACCAGUUAAAAUUCGUCGAAAAAAACAAGCGAACUGGCCACAUUUACCGGUAUUUUGGUCAAUUGGGUCUUCACACAAGGCGGAUAAGAAAGCAAUUUCAGGGUCUUAUGUAGAGGCAUACAACAAUGGGGAUGUGUACGAGGGCGAGUAUCACAAGGGAAAGUGUAAUGGGAGUGGGGUUUAUUAUUAUUACAUGAGCGGGAGAUAUGAGGGGGAUUGGGUGGAUGGCAAGUAUGAUGGAUAUGGAGUAGAGACAUGGGCAAGGGGCAGCCGGUAUAGAGGUCAGUACAGACAGGGGCUUAGGCAUGGUUUUGGGGUGUACAGGUUUUAUACAGGAGAUGUCUAUGCUGGGGAGUGGUCUAGUGGGCAGAGCCAUGGGUGUGGUAUACAUACCUGCGAAGAUGGGAGCCGUUAUGUGGGGGAAUUUAAGUGGGGCGUUAAACAUGGCCUUGGACAUUACCAUUACAGGUAAUCUUGGGGAUGUUUAUUUGCAUUCUGCCAGUCGUUUAUAUGCU